AUGGGCAACGCAUUUGCAGUAGUAGAGUUUACUUGUUCUAUCAACAUUAAUGGUGGUGACAAAUAUAAGAUACUGAACGAUGGCAAUUUAAUACCAGCUGUCGCUUAUGGUACUUGGGCUGAUGAUGUAUCUGGUUUACCCAAAGUAAUUCAAUCUGUAAUACAUGCAAUUGAAGUUGGAUUCAGACAUUUGGAUACUGCACAUGUUUAUGGAAAUGAGCGUUUAAUUGGAGAAGCUCUUUCUCUUAUGUUCAGACGAGGAAUUGUUUCUAGAGAAGAAAUGUUUAUAACGACCAAGCUGGAUGCAGCUGUAUCAUGCCGAAAGAAGGUGGUACCAUCACUAAAGGGAAAUUUGAAGAGGUUGAGGCUGGAUUACGUCGAUCUCUUUCUCAUACAUGUGCCUGAAAAUGUGUUUAAUUACUCAAAAUUUGACAUCUUAGAUAUUUGGAAAGGCAUGGAAGAUUGCAAAAGCCUUGGUUUGGCAAGGUCUAUCGGCGUUUCUAACUUUAACAGUUCGCACAUCAACAGGAUGCUUAGAUACGCAAAAAUAAGGCCAGCUGUGAAUCAGAUAGAGGUGAAUCCUACAAGAACGAAUCUGAAUAUAGUAGCAUACUGCCAAAGCGAAGGUAUUGUUGUUAUGGGAUAUGCACCAUUCGGUUUUCUUGUACCACGCCCUUCGUCAAACAUAACAGGAAUACCGCCUACAUUUGAAGAUCCCAUAUUGAUCAGGAUGGCAAGAAAAUAUGGGAAAGAGACCAGCCAAAUUAAUUUACGUUAUCAGGUCAACCGUGGUAUUAUACCUAUCCCAAGAUCACAAAACAUAACUCAUAUAUCCUCAAACGUGGAUCUCUUCGACUUUAGCCUGACUCAAAAAGAGGUGUAUGCUAUAAAUGAGUUCAACAGAAACCUACCAGUUUAUGCUGCGCCUGGAGAUGAAGUAAUCGCGGUGUAUCGCGCGGCAUACGAAUCUUUAUUAAGCUUGUCUAAUAAAUAUUACUAG
Molecule: messenger RNA, 999 nt
Organism: Bicyclus anynana (squinting bush brown)
Lineage: Eukaryota; Metazoa; Arthropoda; Insecta; Lepidoptera; Nymphalidae
Product: aldo-keto reductase AKR2E4
Exons: 7
Coding region: 1-999 (332 amino acids)
Cellular component (GO): cytosol
Molecular function (GO): aldose reductase (NADPH) activity
Source: RefSeq, a predicted model, not a curated record